GCUUGAAAAAUAUGAAAUGGAAUCACCGACGAAAUCCACACUCACAGUUUUAAUCGAUAAUUAUGAUUCAUUUACAUGGAACAUUUAUCAAUACCUUUCAGAACUUGGUGCCGAAGUUCAAGUUUUCAGAAAUGAUCAAAUUACCGUUGAACAGAUCAAAGCACUUAAUCCAAAAAAUAUAAUAAUUUCCCCUGGUCCAGGUAGUCCAUCAUCCGAUGUAGGAAUUUCUCGGGAUGCUAUUUCAUCUUUUGCCGGAAAUAUUCCGAUUUUGGGAGUUUGUCUUGGUGAACAAUGUAUUGUAGAAGUAUUUGGCGGUAAGGUCGGAUAUGCUGGUGAAGUUGUUCAUGGGAAAACCUCAACUAUUAGACAUGAUGGUAAAGGGGUUUAUAUCGAUAUACCAAUUGAAAUUUCUGCGACGCGUUAUCAUUCUUUGGCAGCUCAAUCUCCAUCAAUCCCUGACGAAUUAGAAAUUACAAGUUGGAGUGAAACUAAUGUUCUGAUGGGUGUAAGACAUCGCGAAUUCACAAUUGAGGGUAUACAAUUUCAUCCAGAAAGUAUUCUUAGUGAAGAACAUGGAAAAAAAAUACUUGAAAAUUUCUUGAAAAUUAAAGGUGGAAAAUGGGAAGAUAACCCAGAAUUUGGUGUAAAAGCACCAUUAGCCAAACAUUCAGUGCCAACGAAAUCAAUUCCCUCAAUUUUGGAAAAAAUAUAUAAGCAACGAUUAGCUGAUAUCGAAAUUGCUAAAAAACAACCGGGUUCAUCACCUUAUGAUUACAAGAAAUUAUUAUCCCUUCAUAUUGCACAUCCAUUAAUUGAUUUUGUCUCUAGAAUUAAGCAAACAUUACCAAAGUAUCCUGCAAUAUUUGCCGAGGUUAAACGAGCUUCACCUAGUAAAGGUAACAUUGAUCUAUCAGUUAAUGCCGCAGAACAAGCUUUAACAUAUGCAAGAGCUGGAGCAUCGGUAAUCUCUGUAUUGACAGAAACUAAAUGGUUCAAGGGUAGUUUAAAUGACAUGCGACAAGUACGUGAUGUAUUAGCAACUAUUCCAAAUCGUCCAGCCGUUUUACGUAAAGAUUUCAUUGUGGAUACUUAUCAAAUUAUGGAAGCACGACUUUAUGGAGCAGAUACUAUAUUGUUGAUAGUAGCUUUAUUAACAGACGAACAACUAACAACAUUAUAUAAAUUUUCUAAAUAUCUUGGUAUGGAACCUUUAGUUGAAGUUAAUAAUCAAGAAGAAAUGGAAAGAGCAGUGAAAUUAGGAGCAAAAGUAAUUGGAGUCAAUAAUCGAAAUCUUCACACUUUUGAUGUGGACAUGAGCACGACUACUAAGCUAGCAGAAAUGGUACCUGAAGGAGUUAUUUUGGCAGCAUUAAGCGGAAUAACCAAGCGAGAAGAUGUAGAAGCAUAUAUUGAACAAGGU
Messenger RNA from Scutellospora calospora, 1420 nucleotides. Lineage: Eukaryota; Fungi; Glomeromycota; Glomeromycetes; Diversisporales; Gigasporaceae. The record is from the annotation of a GenBank genome assembly.